UCGCACUGCACAGGUGUCUUGGAAAUCAGCUGUGGGCGGUGUACAAUUACAAAUCGUUUGUGUUGCUGGAAUUGAUGCAAUUUAAUUAAAUUGGAACGUUGGACAUGUAGCGCAGCUGGACCACAGGCGAACAUGAAAGAAGUGGGCAUCGCUCUGCCCAAGUCCCGCGGCGUGGGCGUGGGAGUACUCGCUGCCUUCCUGUUGUGCUUCAUUUUCUACUAUUUCUACGGCGGUUACAUGACGUUGGCACUCUUCGCAGGAAUCAUCCUGCUGAUAUUCUACUAUGCCCAGGACCUGCUUCUCUACCAUCCGGACUUGCCAGCCAACUCCCGCAUUUACAUACCCAUUCCGACAAUGCACAACCUGCCGCACAUUACGGUCAGCAUCAAGACACCCGACGAUGUCACUCUGCACGCCUUUUGGGUUACCCAGCCGGAGGAGCGCUCCAAGUCGGCGCCCACGCUGCUCUACUUCCACGGCAACGCUGGCAACAUGGGACACCGCAUGCAGAACGUGUGGGGCAUCUACCACCAUCUGCACUGCAAUGUUCUGAUGGUGGAAUACCGCGGAUAUGGCCUAUCUACUGGUGUACCCACCGAGCGGGGUCUGGUCACCGACGCCAGGGCGGCCAUUGACUACCUGCACACCCGCCACGACUUGGACCACUCGCAACUGAUACUCUUCGGACGCUCCCUGGGCGGAGCUGUGGUGGUCGACGUUGCAGCCGAUACCGUAUAUGGACAGAAGCUAAUGUGCGCUAUUGUGGAGAACACUUUUAGCAGCAUACCGGAAAUGGCCGUGGAGCUGGUGCAUCCCGCUGUGAAGUAUAUACCAAAUCUAUUAUUUAAGAAUAAGUAUCACUCCAUGAGCAAGAUAGGCAAGUGUUCGGUUCCCUUUUUGUUUAUUUCGGGCCUUGCGGACAACUUAGUGCCACCGCGCAUGAUGCGUGCCUUGUAUACCAAAUGCGGCAGCGAGAUAAAGCGCCUGCUCGAGUUCCCCGGCGGAUCGCACAACGACACUUGGAUAGUGGACGGAUACUAUCAGGCAAUCGGUGGGUUUUUGGCCGAGCUACAGCAGCAGCCGCUCCUCAAGGCGCCGGAGAAGAGCAACGUCUGGGUGGAGCUGGAGCAUAAAAUCAUUGAUGUAUAGACCCGAAUACAUCAAGUGUUCAAUUGACUGUGUUAACACUGCGAAUGAUUUAAUACUUAUAUAUAUAUAUACACACGCAUAAUAUUAAUCUGUAUCUGACAGGGUUUUAAUCCGGACGUUGCUAUACGCCAAAUUGCUUUUUAUGUGCAGAGAAUAACGUGCUAGCGGAGAUGGCUGUUGAUUUUAAGUAACCAACUUAAGUAACUUUGCGCUUAAGCAAGUGAACACACACUAGAAUCCGAAUUUCGAUGUUUGUUUGUAUUUGUCCUAAGCUGUGUUAACCUACUACUUUGCCAAUUGGCGGCCUGUUGAGAGUAUGGAAAUUGAUCAGUAUUUCACAAAAAGUAAACUAUUUUCUGGACUGAUUCCUACAUUGCCAGAUUAGUUCAUAGAAGCCUUCACCCCUAGCACGUUAACAUUUUGUGCUGUUUCCAUUUUUGAAGUGUUAAACGAAUAACUUGUUAAGAUUGCAAAGGAAGCCAGAAAAGUUAUCUUAAGUCUAGACUUAAGUGCGAAGAAAAAGGAAAUUCGAGAAACAAUAAACUGCAAACAAUUGCUAGAAUCCACGGAAAU
Drosophila sechellia is the source of this 1722-nucleotide messenger RNA. It is a transcript of the gene Bem46, whose product is annotated as abhydrolase domain containing 13-like protein Bem46. NCBI's taxonomy places the organism in Eukaryota, Metazoa, Arthropoda, Insecta, Diptera, Drosophilidae. Gene Ontology annotation, molecular function: palmitoyl-(protein) hydrolase activity. The transcript is spliced from 5 exons. Gene Ontology annotation, cellular component: membrane. The coding region runs from base 133 to 1149 and encodes 338 amino acids. The record is from RefSeq and is a predicted model, not a curated record.